AUUUGUAAAAAGGUUUCUAUCGCAUAUCACUACUAGUAAAAACAUGGAACAAGAUUCCCCACUUAAUUUCUAGAAAAGCAUUGUCGAUUUCAUGAAAUUUAAAUACGUCAAAUUUUAUCUAUAGCUUUAUCAACAUAGCGUUAUCACUAUAGGGACUGGCGAGAAUGUAACAUGUAAGAAACACUGACGUGACACUGACACAUCAAACGUGGUAUAUAGUAGGUAGACAUGAUAGAAUCGGCAAUGUAAUUUCACGAAGAUGGCAGUUGAAAUGAUACUGAUAUUGCUAUUUCAAUAAUGGUAUAUUCAACGUUCUAAGUGAAUCACCAAAUUUAGCUUCUAAUGUUGACAUGACAGUUACACAACAAAUGGAAAUUACCUGACCUCACCAAGUCCAAGUGUGUUUGAACUAAUUCGUCAAAAUUUUUGACAUUUACCUUUCAACACGGAAAAAACUUAAUCAAAAUGUCAGACUUAAUCAGAAUGCAACGAUACGAUAUUCUCAUUCAAGAAAUAGAAGGCAUAGACGAUUAUUUGGGCCCGACUUUUCGAGCAAUUUACGAUGGCCAUGAACAUCAAAAAUUUAUGGAGAAACUUGAUGAUCGCAUCAAAGCACACGAUAAAGAUAUUGAAAGAAUGUGUAAUCAUCAUUAUCAAGGUUUCAUUGAUUCAAUCAGAGAACUUUUACAAGUUCGUUCUCAAGCACAACAGCUCAAUGCUGAGAUACUUGAACUCGAUAAACGUAUCACUGCUACUUCUACCAAAGUAAUAGAGAAAGGCGAAGAGCUUGUCAAAGCACGCAAAAUAGAAAGUAAUAUGGCUGCAGCAGUAGACAGCCUCACUAUGUGUCUUCCUGUCCUAGCUGCCUAUGCAAAGUUACAGAAACAAUUAAAAGAUAAACGUUACUACCCAGCAUUGAAAACAUUGGAGCAACUGGAGCAUCAUGAUUUACCAAAAGUAACAAAUUAUAGAUUUUCUUCGCAAAUUACUCAACAAAUUCCGCAACUACGAGAAAAUAUAAAGGAUGCUUCCAUGUCUGAUUUAAGAGACUUUUUAGAAAAUAUUAGAAAAUAUUCACCAAGAAUCGGUGAAGUUGCUAUGAGACAUACACAGGAGCAACUAAUUAUCGAAGCAGAGAUCGUUGGUCGUAAAAAGAAAAGAACAAACGCUAGAAAUUCUUUGUCAAACGAAGCUGAAGAAGAAUUAAGCGCCCAAGACUUAAUGGAUUUUAGUCCAGUGUAUCGUUGUAUGCAUAUUUAUACUGUACUCCGCGAAGGGGAAACGUUUAAAGCAUAUUAUAGACAGCAAAGAAAGCAACAAGCUAGACUAGUUUUGCAGUCACCUAUUAAUAUGCAUGAGAGUAUAGCUGGCUAUCAAACUUACCUCCAAGGCAUUGUAGGUUUCUUUGUAGUGGAAGAUCAUAUUUUGAACACGGGAAAUGGUUUAGCUACGCGGUCUUAUUUGGACGAACUGUGGACCAUGGCAUUAUCUAAUAUAGUGAAUGCAUUACGCACUCAUUCUGCAUAUUGUACAGACGCAACACUUAUCUUAAAAAUCAAAAAUCUCAUAAUGCUAUUCAACACAACUUUAAGAAAUUAUGGAUAUUCUGUAGGGCAACUCUGGAACUUACUACAAGAAAUUCGAGUACAUUAUAAUGAAGUUCUAAUGCAACAUUGGGUUCAAGUGUUUAGAGAUAUUUUGGAUGAAGAUAGUUUUUUACCAAUUCAGGUCACAACGCAAGAAGAAUACGAUAAUAUUCUCGAUCUAUUUCCCUAUCACGACGAGGAAUUAGAGAAAACAGAAUUUCCGAAAAAAUUUCCAUUUUCGGAUAUGGUACCCAAAGUUUAUCAGCAAGUUAAGGAGUUCAUCUAUGCUUGCUUAAAAUUUUCAGAAGAUUUAAAUUUUACUCAAACGGAAAUAGAUGAGAUGAUCUGCAAAUCGACGAAUUUAUUAUUGACGAGAACAUUUAGCGGAUGCCUAUCAUCCUUAUUUCGAAAGCCAUCGUUGGCACUUUUACAAGUAGUUCAAAUUAUAAUAAAUACGGGUUACCUUGAAAAAUCCACCAAGUAUUUGGAAGAAUUCGUGACCAACAUUACAGGAACACCACAUGAGGGGCAGUUAAGUUGUAUGGAUGUCGAGUCAGCUAUGUUUAGAGUCGCGAGAGAUGACGCAGAAAAACAAAUUUGCGACAAGUUAACGAAUAAACUUGACGAGUUUUUGGAAUUAGAAAAUUAUGACUGGAACUUGGCGGAACCUCAAGGGCACGCGUCUGGUUUUAUUACCGAUCUCAUAGCGUUUUUGCACAGUACUUUCACUUGUUUUACCAAUUUACCUGAAGAAGUAGCACAAGUUGCUUGUAAAGCCGCUUGUUCUCAUAUAGCGAAAGCUAUAUUAGGGAUAUUAAUUAGCGAAGACGUGAAACAAAUAUCGAUGGGUGCUCUGCAACAAGUCAACUUGGAUACAAUACAAUGCGAACAAUUUGCUGCCUCGGAACCUGUAGUUGGUUUACCCGAAGGUACCUUACUGCAAUAUUUUGCAGAAUUAAGACAAUUACUAGACUUAUUUAUGAGUUGGGACUGGCCUACUUAUUUUCACGACUAUGGUCACGAAUCAAGUAAAUAUACUUUGGUAACUCCGAACAUGGCGGUACUUUUAUUAGAGAAGUUGAAAGAAUCCGAUAAAAAAACAGUGUUUUCUGUACUAAAGAAAAGUGAACGAGAUAAAAAGAAGCUUUUAGAAACUGUACUGAAACAAUUACGCCAAUUGGCGCAAACUACUCAGCAAUAAAUGCAACGGAAGUCAACAUGUAUAUACC
Messenger RNA from Hylaeus volcanicus, 2815 nucleotides. RefSeq names its product exocyst complex component 6 (gene Sec15). Lineage: Eukaryota; Metazoa; Arthropoda; Insecta; Hymenoptera; Colletidae. The coding region runs from base 466 to 2787 and encodes 773 amino acids. Gene Ontology annotation, cellular component: membrane; exocyst. The transcript has 13 exons. Gene Ontology annotation, biological process: intracellular protein transport; Golgi to plasma membrane transport; exocytosis. The record is from RefSeq and is a predicted model, not a curated record.